AUGACCGAAUGUAACCCUGACUCCAGUUACCUUGCAUCUCCAGAAUUUGUGACAUUCUCUUUCCAUGUCAUCACUUCUGUAACUAUUCCUGUAAUGACUUUUGGCGCGUAUUGUAUCUUAUUCAAAACUCCAAAUAAAAUGAAAUCUGUGAAGUUGUUAAUGCUGAAUUUGCACUUUUGGAGCACAUUAUCUGAUAUGACAAUCAGUUUUUUCGGAGUUCCGUAUCUUCGUUUUCCCACUUUGUCUGGUUAUGGUUUAGGAGUUAUCAAUGUGCCUGGAUUAUUAUUUUAUUGUGGAGUCACUUUUAUUUUAGCUCUCACUGCUUCAAUCCUUGCUAUUUACGAGAAUCGUUAUUACUCUCUAUUCGGUCGACACAACAGUUGGCGUCUGGUCAGAAAACCUUUCCUUGCUGCCACUUACAUUUCGGUGCCAUUUAUUUUCAUCUCCCCAUAUCUCAACCUCCCGGAGCAAGAUAGUGCGAGACGAAUCGUUCUGAGCACUCUUCCAUGCCUUCCUGAAUUCACUUACUCGAACUUGAAACUAUUCGUUUUGUCCUUAAAUGUGACUAUACCAUUUUUAUGCAUUCUGUUCAGCUGUGUCUUUUUCGCUAUUUCGAUUAUAUCAUUUUUUCUUCUAACUGUCUAUCAUUUGGUAUCUGAACAGCAAGGAACUAUUCAUUCAUUCAGAACACUGGCUAUUCAGAAGAACUUCUUGAUAGCAGUAACAAUUCAGACUGCCUUUACUAUAAUCAUUGUCCUCGCCCCAGUUCUUGUAUUCAUUUUCAUAGUCAUCGCCUGGUAUCACAACCAAAAACUCAAUAAUUUCGUAUGCUUAACUCUGUCAAUUCACGGAGUUGGAUCCACCAUCGUGAUGGAUUUGCAGAUUGUUUCUACCGUACCCACACGCUCCAUUCCUUUCAAACAUUGCAUAAUUCAAUUGAGUGUUGGAGCAGUUUGUUUGAAUGUUCAAUGCGACCAUUUGUGCUCCAGUGAGCCAAUGAAUCAUUGGAUUGUAAUAGUUCAGAACAUGAAGAUUCUUCUGGAAGUUGAAGCAUUUGAGCAGCUUUCUGUUCUUCUUCAAGUCAAUCGAGGAACCCUGAAAGUGUGA
Molecule: messenger RNA, 1107 nt
Organism: Caenorhabditis remanei
Lineage: Eukaryota; Metazoa; Nematoda; Chromadorea; Rhabditida; Rhabditidae
Exons: 6
Coding region: 1-1107 (368 amino acids)
Source: RefSeq, a predicted model, not a curated record